AGAGAGAGUCUGUUGGUGCGUCCUCGCUUUGACCAUUCAGUCUUCUUCUCGUGUCAAACAUGCAGGUUGUUGGUGGUAGAAAAUCAUUUUGGAUUUACCCUCUACUACUUUCCUUUCAACAUUUUUGGGGAAGACUAUCAGCCUCCACGUCCCCUCCCAGUCUUCCAGCUCCUAAUCUUGACAUCCACCUGAGGACCGAGGGAUCAGUGGUAUUGGUCUGCAGGGCCUCGCAGGGCCACCGAGGGGUCCUCUUCAUGCUGUACAGAUACAGAGAUAUGGUGGACUCUUGGGGGGUGCAGUCAGGCGCUGAGGAGGUACAGUUCACUGUGAGGGUGCAGGGCGGAGAUUCAGGCCGACUUGAGCUCUUCUGCUGUCUGUACAAAGACCAGGCCGGUCGAUACAGUGCCUUCAGUCCCUAUUUGCAGCUGGAGUCCCAAACGGAGCACCAUAAUCUCUCCAGGAGAAAGCCAACAACAAUCCUGACUCCUACGCAGCCCGGGCCGACAAAUUUCUUGCCGCUGCCCACCCUUGUUCUGCAGCAGCAGACAGACGUGUGGCAUUUGCUCUGCAGAGGCUCUCCUGCGUACCCCGGUGGUCUGUUCUCCCUCUACCUGGCUGAUCAAGAACUCCCUGUUGCCGUUCAACGUGCCAACUUGAUUCACCAUCAGGUCACCUUCCCUGUGCCGGUCCAGGACACUCCACUGGUUUUAUACCAGUGCCAGUACAGCGUCCUACUUGGAAAAAAAUGGAGCAACUCUGAACGGAGCCUCCCAUUGGCUGUCUCAAGAGGACUUCCCCCUCCAUCAUCAGAUUUACCCCGUGUGGACUGGCCUCUUGUUCUGGGCUCUUUCUCUGCUGUGGUUUUGUUUCUCUGUUCGCUGGCACUUGUGGUUGUUGUGGCACACAGGAAAGUAAAAGCAGCAGCAGAAGAAAAGAAAAAAAGAGAGGAAGCACAGUUUUGGACUCAAGUUCAUUCUAAGGAUCAUGUUGUUGACCUGACCCUCAGACGUAGAAGCUUCACCUCUCAGGAAUGGGCCAGUGCUGACAGGACUACAGAGGGCGGCUCCAGAUCUCCUUUAUGGAACUCAAUGUCUACAUUCACGAGCCCAAUCCAUUAGAUCCAUUAGAAAAGUUUGUUCUCUCUCUCUCUCUCUCUCUCUCUCUCUGUCUCUCUGUGUGACUCUCUCUCUCUCUCUCUCUCUCUCUCUCUCUCUCCCUCUCUGUUUAUCUGUGUAGCAUCAGUCAGAGUUACACAGCAGGACAGGAAAGGAAAGGUUAUUUCCUCAUGUUUCUAUUUCAUGUGUAGCAGUAAAACUGUACUGUUGUACCAGAUCUGAUGUUUGUUUGAUCUUACAUGUUUCUGAGCUAGUGAAUAUAAAUACAGAAUAUUAUUAUUAUUAUAAAAAUGUGACUGUCUUUUUUUUAACAAUAUGUUUUAAUUUAGAUAGAACAAGAUGACAAGAAAAACCUUUAGGUAGAGUUGCAUAUAUCAUAUAUAAAACUGUAUUGUGGGCUCAUGUUUUUUUGUAUGGGUGGGAUAUGUAUGUAUAUAUGUGUUGUGUUGUGUGUUUGUAUGUAUAUAUGUGUUGUGUUGUGUGUUUGUAUGUAUGCUGGCUGCUGGAACACCUAAAUUUCCCUGUUGGGAUGAAUAAAGUAUAUCUGAUCUUAUCUUAUGUAUCUUAUCUUUAGGUUAUUUAAUGUGAUCAUCACCUUAUUUGUAAUAUAAUUGAAUGCAUGAAAUGUGUGGACACGGUGUGUGAAUGCUUUGUCAUAAACUCCACUUG
Messenger RNA from Labrus mixtus (cuckoo wrasse), 1784 nucleotides. RefSeq lists its product as uncharacterized. The transcript has 11 exons. The coding region runs from base 60 to 1118 and encodes 352 amino acids. NCBI's taxonomy places the organism in Eukaryota, Metazoa, Chordata, Actinopteri, Labriformes, Labridae. The record is from RefSeq and is a predicted model, not a curated record.